This is a messenger RNA of Cuculus canorus (common cuckoo), 897 nucleotides long. RefSeq lists its product as uncharacterized. The coding region runs from base 1 to 897 and encodes 298 amino acids. The record is from RefSeq and is a predicted model, not a curated record. Lineage: Eukaryota; Metazoa; Chordata; Aves; Cuculiformes; Cuculidae. The transcript is spliced from 2 exons.
AUGCUCAGGACGGUGGGUUCCAGCCACACGCUGGAGCUGCGGGAGCAGGAGCGAGAAUGGGAGCGGGAGCAAGAAUGGGGAGCAAGAUCAAGAACAGGAGCAGUAGUGGCAGUAAUAUCAGCAGCUGUGUUAGCAGCCACAGCAGUAGGAGCAGCGAUAGCAGUAGCAGUGGCACCAGUGGUAUCAGUGGUGCCAGUAGCAGUGGUAGCAGUGGUAGCAGUGGUACCAGUCACAGUGGUAGCAGUCACAGUGGUACCAGAGGCAGUUAGCAGCGACAGCGGCAGCUGUGGUACCAGUACCAGUAGUGACAGAAGCAGUAGUGAUAGCAGUAGCAGUUAUAGGAGCAGUAGGAGAAGCAGCAGCAGCCACGGUGUUAGUGGGAGCAGUGGGAGGAGAAGUAGCGAUAGCAGUAGUGGUUCUAGCAAAAGCAGUGGGAGCAGCAGCGAUAGAAGCAGCAGUGAGAGCAGCAGUGAGAGCAGUAGCGGUAGCAGCAGCGAUAGCAGCAGCAGUAGCAGUAGCGAUAGCAGCAGUGAUAGCAGCAGCAGCAGCAGUGAUAGCAACAGUGAUAGCCGCAGCGAGAGCAGCAGCAGUAGGAGCAGCAGUGACAGCAGUAGCAGCGAUAGAAGAAGCAGUAGAAGCAGCGGCAGCCGUGGUACCAAUAGCAAAGGACGCAGCAGCUGCAGCAGUGAGAGCAGGACUAUCAGCUAUAGCAGCAGCAGCGGGUGGGCAGAGCGAGUUGACGUCCUGCAGGGCCAGCUGCUCCCGGCGCGGGGGAUGCGUGAGAAACGCAAGGGACCAGCACCGCAUCUCCCGGUGCUGAGGAUGCAGGAGACCCGAAAAGGGACCAGCGUCACGUCUCCCUGUGCAAGGGAUGCGGGAGUCCCGCAGAGGGACUAG